Molecule: messenger RNA, 994 nt
Organism: Westerdykella ornata
Lineage: Eukaryota; Fungi; Ascomycota; Dothideomycetes; Pleosporales; Sporormiaceae
Product: cell division control protein 42
Exons: 4
Coding region: 113-718 (201 amino acids)
Biological process (GO): small GTPase-mediated signal transduction
Molecular function (GO): GTPase activity; GTP binding
Source: RefSeq, a predicted model, not a curated record
AUCAUUCGUACCCAGAACCCUCGUCUCGAGUCCUUUCCUUCUCCCUGGGCUCUCGUUCGUCCUCGCCUGACUGCAUACCUCACCGAAUCCAGAGCAAAGUAGCGAUUCCACCAUGGUGGUUGCAACAAUCAAAUGCGUCGUUGUAGGCGACGGUGCAGUGGGAAAGACCUGCCUUCUCAUCAGCUAUACUACCAACAAGUUCCCGUCCGAAUACGUCCCUACCGUUUUCGACAACUAUGCGGUCACCGUAAUGAUUGGUGACGAGCCUUACACACUGGGUCUCUUCGACACCGCAGGACAGGAGGAUUAUGAUCGCCUGAGGCCAUUGUCAUAUCCUCAGACGGACGUCUUCCUCGUCUGUUUCUCGGUGACAUCACCUGCCUCCUUUGAGAACGUCCGUGAGAAGUGGUUCCCCGAGGUUCAUCACCACUGUCCCGGUGUUCCUUGCUUGAUCGUGGGGACCCAAGUCGAUCUGCGCGAUGAUCCUGCCGUGAGAGAGAAGCUUGCCAAGCAGCGCAUGGCGCCCGUCAGAAGAGAGGACGGUGAAAGAAUGGCGAAGGAACUGGGAGCCGUCAAAUACGUAGAAUGCUCUGCAUUGACUCAGUACAAGCUGAAGGACGUUUUCGACGAGGCCAUCGUUGCUGCCCUUGAACCUCCAGCCACACGAAACCACAAGACUCCCAAGGGUAAGAAGAGGUCUCAGUGCCGUAUUCUCUGACCAAUCCGUUGUGUUCAUGCCAAAGACGCGACUUGGUGGACUUGAGGGGUCUGACAUUUGAACUCAUCUUUGUCGGCCGAUGAGGCCACUUGAAUACCUGACGAGCUUUGAGGCGCUAUGUGGGAGAGACGGUGUUUGCCAUCAGCCUAACUCGCUGAUUCUUUCCGGAUUCAUCUGUAGUCUUCUUCACGGCAGGACUGUGGCAUAGCAGGGUGUUUGGGACAGAACACGGAAACCAACAAUCUGAGAUUCGUUUCGGGGUGGCUUCUCUAAGCC